This is a messenger RNA of Pogonomyrmex barbatus (red harvester ant), 1781 nucleotides long. RefSeq names its product aquaporin. Gene Ontology annotation, cellular component: plasma membrane. The record is from RefSeq and is a predicted model, not a curated record. Gene Ontology annotation, biological process: transmembrane transport. Lineage: Eukaryota; Metazoa; Arthropoda; Insecta; Hymenoptera; Formicidae. Gene Ontology annotation, molecular function: channel activity.
AUUACUAGAACGGAUACCUAUCUACGUGAGGCCCGAUCGGCCCGAGAACUCAGCCCGCGACAGUUGUCGCUCGGUCGCUCUCAAGGAGUUACCUCGACUUCGUCGCGAGCCGGUUCUCCAUUCGGGGGAUUUCUAAAAAGGAUUCUCAAAGGACCCGAAAGGAAGAUAUAUCAAAAAAAUUUGAGCAAUUCUCGAAGAAAUUGACUGAGAGACGUUUAACGCGCUCCCGAGUCAAGGGAUUCGCGAGAAGCUGUCCAGAAGGACCAGAAAGAAUUUCUCUCAGUUAGUCGGACUAGUUACGAAAUUUCGAGAUGGUAAACCUAAAAAGCGCCCUAGGCGCUGACGAGCUCACCAACAAGAAGGCCGCUCUCCCUCGCGCCCUUCUGGCGGAAUUACUCGGCACUUUGCUACUCAAUUUCUUCGGCUGUGGUUCUGUAGCAACCGGUAAUGUCAUCGCCAUAAGCCUGGCUUUCGGUCUUGCAGUGGCAGUUAUAAUUCAAGGGAUAGGUCAUGUUUCUGGAGGUCACAUCAAUCCGGCGGUCACAUUUGGUCUCAUCGUCGUCGGCAAGGUACCGAUUAUCAGGGGUAUUCUGUAUGUCGUGGCACAAUGCGUCGGUGCCAUCGCAGGUUCAGCGAUUUUAAGGGCCCUUUCACCUGACACAAUGGAAAAUUUCCUGGGCGUGGUGAAGCUCUCCACUGGGACCACUCCGGUGCAAGGACUCGGCAUAGAGUUCUUCCUCGCGUUGGUCCUGGUGCUGGUGGUUUGUGGAGCGUGCGACGCCGCUAAACCAGACAGUAAAGGCAUUGCACCGCUCAUAAUCGGUCUGUCGGUCAGUGUCAGCCAUAUUGUCGGCGUGCCGCGAACGGGUGCCGGAAUGAAUCCUGCGCGUUCGCUAGGCAGCGCCGUGGUGAUGGGCGUUUUUGAUCAUCACUGGGUAUAUUGGGUAGGUCCGAUUAUAGGUGGUAUCGCCGGUGCACUCAUUUACGUGCACGCGAUCGGACCUGCCAAAGAACCGGAAGUACCUGCUAGGACUUACGCUUCCGUCGCCACCGAGGAAAAGGAGCUCCAGAAUCUUACUGGCAGAAAAACCAUCAGUCCUGCUUGAUGCUUUAACCGACUCUAAACUGUCUUCUGCCAAUUCGCCAAUCAUCUUUAUACCAAUAAUACGAACUAUCGAAGGAUUUUUACAUAAAAAGUACUGUGCGCAUAUUUCAAAAUUGAAGUUUAUAAAACUGCAUCAUUUUCUGAAGGUUUUAGAAAAACAUAGUCAUGAUGUCGGUUUCUAUUGAUUGUUGAAAAUGCGGAUGAUCUACUGGUGCAAUCGUUUAUAUUACAAUUCAAAAUAAAAAUUAAUUUACAUAUAAAAUCCAAGUAGCAAUUUUCAAAAGUUUAAUAACUUAAAAAUGCCUUUGACCAAAUAAUUAAAAAAAAAAUAAUAUGGAUGUAGUCAAAGAUUUUUUUUAAUUUCACAAAGAAUUUUUUGUUUUCAUAAUUUUAUAUUAAUUCACAAUAUUUUAUACUUUUAAAAAUUUAGUUAUAUAUUUCAUAAUUUAAUUAUAGAUUGCCUUAUAAUCGUAAAUGGAAAUGAUAUACACAUAAAUAUGACUAAGCCAAAGAGAUUUUUCACAAAAUAUUUCAUGUUGCCGACAUAUCAUGCCACUGGACAAUAUACAUAAUUAUUUAUUGUAUAGAAUGCACUUUAACAUCUAUAACAUCUUUGAUAAAUAAUUCAGCAUUUCUCCCUAAAUUUCUAGCAUUUCUAUUAAUAAUAACUAAAAAA